Messenger RNA from Thermothelomyces thermophilus ATCC 42464, 352 nucleotides. RefSeq lists its product as uncharacterized. Lineage: Eukaryota; Fungi; Ascomycota; Sordariomycetes; Sordariales; Chaetomiaceae. The transcript has 3 exons. The coding region runs from base 150 to 323 and encodes 57 amino acids. The record is from RefSeq and is a predicted model, not a curated record. Gene Ontology annotation, cellular component: membrane.
CUCAAACAUAACAAAAACAAAUCUACUUCUCCAGCAUCUCGAGUUUAAUCGAUCAAGUUCACGAGAUCACUUAUCGACCUACCCAGGAAGUUUUCGACACCACAGCGAACCUAUUCUCAACCACGCAACAUUAGCAAACAUCGUCAAAGAUGCCUCUCACCGCCAGCGACAUCUGCAAGAUCAUCUUCGCCAUCAUUCUUCCGCCGCUUGGUGUCUUCCUCGAGCGCGGGUGCAACGCGGACUUCUUCAUUAACAUCCUGCUCACCAUCCUCGGCUACCUUCCUGGUAUCGUCCACGCCUUGUAUAUCAUCUGCAAAUACUAGAACAUAGCCCCCCCCCCAUUACCUCGCAC